This is a messenger RNA of Silurus meridionalis, 846 nucleotides long. RefSeq names its product secreted phosphoprotein 2 (gene spp2). Gene Ontology annotation, cellular component: extracellular region. The transcript is spliced from 6 exons. Gene Ontology annotation, biological process: bone remodeling. NCBI's taxonomy places the organism in Eukaryota, Metazoa, Chordata, Actinopteri, Siluriformes, Siluridae. The coding region runs from base 40 to 615 and encodes 191 amino acids. The record is from RefSeq and is a predicted model, not a curated record.
GUGGUUACUGCUGACCACGAGUGUCAGUUUGAUUGACAGAUGAAAAUGAAGUGCUGCAUUCUGCUCCUGCUGUUUCUUCAGUGCCUGGGAGGUUUAGGGCUCCCUCUGUUUGAACUGAGCUCUAAAGUAGACGAGGCACUGAGGAUGGCCCUGGAUGAGAUCAAUGUUCGUUUCGCUCGCCAUCACCUCUACAGGGUGUCCAAGGCUACAGUCACAAAGGUUGUUCCAUUGGGGUCAAACACAUAUGAUAUGAUGCUAAAACUCUCUCUAAGGGAAACAGAAUGUCGGAAGGGCUCUGGGAUGGACCCUCAGGGCUGCGCCUACAAUAGAGGCUUUUUUGUGUCGGACGCGGGCUGCCAGAUCCGAACACGCUUGUCUGAGAGAUUCACUAGUGUCGUCUCGAUCCAAUGCAGCCAGGCACAAAGUUCUAGCUCCGAGUCCAGUGAAGAGUUUCAGGUGUGGACUGGAUGGCAAUAUGAUCCAAAUCGCAUUGCUCGUAAAGACCCUGUACUUUCGACUGUGGCUCCAAGCUUUGAUGCACCUCCACCGAUAUACCCUGGAAGACGUGGUGGCAUCAACCGCCAACCAGAUUAUUUCAGCAACCAUCUGGAAUAGCUGCAGCCCUUUUCGUUUUUAACAGUAAAAAAUAUAUGGAUACAGACCUUGAAGAUUUGAGUGAUUUUCCAUAGUUGGUGGUGCUGUAAAGUUUUGGUGGUACAAUACAACAUACAAAAUGAUUAAUUAAAUGUUUAAAAAAAAAUGAUGCUAUAGGAACAUAACAUAACAUGUCCACAUCAUGGGUGCUUCUCUUUGACAAAUAUUAAAAUAAAGGACAAUGUUACGGUU